UGGUUGGUACAAAAAGUCACAGCACUUCUACAAGCCCAUGAUGUUUUGGAAAAUGUUACAAGAGUACGACUUGUGCAGUUUCAGAAAAACGCAGAUGAACCAAUGGGAAUGACUCUGAAAUUGGAUGAAGAGGGAAGAUGUCUAGUAGCUCGUAUAAUGCAUGGUGGAAUGAUACAUAAACAAGCCACUCUCCAUGUGGGAGAUGAGAUCAAAGAAAUUAAUGAUGUUAGUGUUGCUGAUCAAUCAAUAGAUACUAUUCAAAAAAUGCUGAGAGAUGCAAGAGGCAGUGUAACACUCAAGAUUAUUCCUAGUUAUUAUAGUGGUCCAGCAUUUUGUGAGGUAACAUUUUUAUUCUGUAAUAAUUAUUUUUAAUUCUCAUAUUUAAUUUAAAUAAGCAAUACAAAACAUGAAAAACAUCUUAUUUAUGGUGAAUUAUAAAACAUCCUGAAAUUAAUGUUAGGUUUUUUUGAUCAGCAAUUUCAAACAGAUAUCAAUGUCUCAACAGCUGAGGCAAUUAACACAUCAGUCUAC
This is a messenger RNA of Centruroides sculpturatus (bark scorpion), 531 nucleotides long. Its product is annotated as peripheral plasma membrane protein CASK-like. Gene Ontology annotation, biological process: regulation of neurotransmitter secretion. The transcript has 5 exons. Gene Ontology annotation, molecular function: signaling receptor binding. Lineage: Eukaryota; Metazoa; Arthropoda; Arachnida; Scorpiones; Buthidae. Gene Ontology annotation, cellular component: cell-cell junction; plasma membrane. The annotation marks the transcript as partial. The record is from RefSeq and is a predicted model, not a curated record.